GUUCGCCUUGCUUGACGUUACUUAUUACAAUCAAAACAAUGCUAAUGGCUGCGCCCUUGCAAACAAAUAUCACGUUUUUAGUUCGAUAAUUCUCUUAUUUUUCAUCCUGAAAAGAAAUAUGACAAAGCGAAAAAGAAGCAAGAUUAAAGAUGCACCAAAUCUAAAACGUUUUCGGUCUGAGAUUCAGUCACUGACUCAUUCUGAGCGAUAUUUUCCUAGGCAGGGACCGAAACAGACCCGAAAAGAAAAAAGAAAGGAAGCUCGGCUAGAAAAGAAAUCAAGAAAGAAUGCGUAUUGUCGUAGAUUACCAAUUCCUUCAAAAGAAGAAAUUGAAAGAGCAAAAAAUGAGUCUAUUCAACAACAGAAACAGGAAGCUAAAUUGAAGAGAAUGGAGGAAAUGAAAAAGAAGAAAAAAGCAAAGAAAGAAAGACAAAAGCAACAGGAGCUUGAGUCACGAGAGGAACAGAGGAGGGUGGAAGACAUGUGGGAUGACAAAGAGAUUCGGGAUCUUGAGAAAAAAUUGGGACUCAAUAAAAGAAAGAAGAAAGAUACCCUUCCUAUGUCCUUCAAAACUGAUGGAUUGGAUUAUAUUUUAGAUGUUGUUGACACAGAGAAAUUGCAAGCAAUGACGAACGUAAUGGAAGACACAGAAGGGGAUGAUUUUGGACUUAUGGGAGAUGAUGAAAGUGAUGAAAAUGACAUGGAUGAUGAUGAGGAUGAUUAUGAUGAUGACACAGGUGAUUUUGAAAACGAGGAUGAUGAAGGGUCUGAUUUAAGUAGUGGAGGAGAAGAGGAGAAUGUUGAAGAUACAAAUAAGUCUAGCAAAUUAGCUAUUGCAUCAGACCAAGAAAAGAAAGGGUCUGUAACUAAGACAAACAAAACUGUUGAAAGUGAAAUGAAAGGAAAGGAAAAAUGGGAAGAAUUGGCAGAAAGAAUUCAAGGUCUUGUGGAGAAAAAAAAGAUUUCCAAGAAAAGUGUGAGAUUUGCAGACCUUGAUGAAGAACAAGAAGUUGAAAAUGAUGACAAUGAAUCAGAUGAUGGAGAAGAAGAAGAAAGUGAUGAUGAUGAUUUUGGUGAUGUUGAUGAUAAUAGUGAUGCAGAAGAUAGCUCUGAUGAAAAUGUAAAUGAAAUUGAUAAUGUUGACAAUGGAAGUGAUGAUGAUGAGAAUGAUAGUGAUGUUGGUGAUGACUCAGAUAAUGGCAUUACUGAUGAUAUUGAAAAUCACGAAAGUGACUUAGAUGAUGAUAAUGAUGAUUCAGGUCUUGAACUUAGUGCUGAAAUUCCAUCAAAGCAAAAUCAGACAAGAAAAUUAGGAGACUUAGGUACAGGAGAUUUGAAGGAGGAUAUUUAUGGCAGAUUGAGAGAUUCUCAGGGCAAUAUUAUCAGGGAUAACAAACCAGCUGGUGGGGAGGGAGCGUAUGUUCCACCAGCUAAGAGGUUACAAAUGGCAGGGAGUGGGGAUGAAAAGAAAAGAUUUAUACUGGAGAGAUUGCAGAAACAACUGAAGGGACUUGUAAAUAGGGCAAGUGAAAACAAUAUGCAGCCAAUCAGUGGAGAGAUAGAGAUGCUGUAUCUUAGCAACAGUCGAGCAGACGUCAACGAGACCCUGGUCGGGUUGAUAUCUGAUGCAUGUAUUGGUCCUGUGCUCACACCAGACAGACUCUCCAUGGAGCUAAUGAUGCUUGUGGCUAUAUUACACGGCAAUGUUGGUUCCGAAGUUGGAGCUGUUUUCCUGCAACAUUUUGCAAAAAGAUUGCACAUGUUGUUAAUGGAGCCGGAGUAUGGUCAGGGUAAAGUGAUGGAUAAUGUAGUGGUUCUUAUAGCACAUCUGUAUAACUUCAAGGUUGUUCACAGUGUACUGGUGUUUGACAUCUUGAAGAAAUUGACAGAGAGCUUCAAGGAGAAAGACAUAGAGGUCAUUCUGUUACUGCUCAGACAUGUUGGUUUCUUACUACGGAAAGACAGUCCAAGCGAACUCAAGGAUUUCAUUGUCAGUGUGCAGACCCGUGCAGGAAGUGCCGAUGCUAUGGCCCUGGCUGAUCAGUCGCGUGUACGAUUCAUGUUGGAGGUGAUUAUGGCAAUACGAAAUAACAACAUGCGGAAAAUACCAAACUACGAUCCAGAACAUCUCGACCAUUUAAGAAAAUUGAUAAAAACUUACAUAAGAGGAGGUCAGUUUGGUGAUAAUCAGUUACAUAUAACACUUGAGGAUCUACUGAAUGCCGAGGAGAAAGGUAAAUGGUGGCUAGUUGGGUCGGCAUGGGACGGAAAAAAUCUCCAUCAAAAUCAAGGUAUAACUUGUUCUACUUCAGGAACAAGCAAGAACAACAUGGCUUUAGGUCAGUUAGAAGUUAGCAGUAAACUACAGGAGCUGGCUAGGAAACAGAGAAUGAACACAGAUCUCAGGAGAAACAUCUUCUUUAUAAUCAUGACUAGUGAGGAUUACUUAGAUGCUUUUGAGAAGUUGAUUCAACUUGGUUUGAAGUCAAGUCAGAAGCAGGAAAUUGUCCUUGUUAUUUUGGACUGUUGUCUACAGGAGAAGAAAUAUAAUCCUUUCUACUCUUACCUAGGGCAGAAAUUCUGUGAAUAUCAUCGGACUUACCAGAUGGCCUUCCAGUUCUGUAUCUGGGACAAAUUCAAGGAGAUAGGCAGCUUGUCUGACACCAACAGGAAUAACUUAGCCAAGCUACUAAAUCAUCUCAUUGUAAAUAAAGCACAGUCAUUGUCUAUACUAAAGGUGAUCUCAUUUGGUACAUUAGAGAAGGGGAUGGUCCGUUUAUUGAAACGUUUACUGAUGGAGCUGUUAUUGGACUAUUCACAAUCUGAGAUAGAGGCGGCAUUUACCCGAAUAGCUCAAAUUGACAAACUGAAACAGUUAAACGAAGAACUUAGACUCUUUCUGAGACAUUUUCUCGUCGGUAAAAAGAGCGAGACUAAAAAUGUAAAAUUACUGGAGAGAGUUGAUAUUGUAGACAGAAUUUUAUCAAGGGGGAAAGGUCAAGUGCUACUUUGAUGUUGGCUGGUGUUUAAAUUACUAUUCAAAUACAGUUUGGUUCUCAGUUUCCUGAACAACAUUUCAGUACCAUUGUGGCUGAAUGGUUGAAGUUAUUGACUUUGAAUCACUUGCCCCACACCACAGUUCUAGUCCUGUGCAUCUUCUCAUGUGAGGUAGUUGUGAGAAAGGUUGGUGGUUCAACCCAAGUGCCUUCCUUUGCACAUGGGGUCUUCUCCAUCAUUAAAAAUUGAAAAAAAUCACAAUAUGACCCGCAUUGUGUCCAGCUGUUCACAUUAUUUGAACAGGGAAAACCAAUUUUUAGCUCCCUUUGGCAGGAAAUGCUCAUGGUGAGCUUUUAGUAACGUUAGAUAUCUGUUGUCUGACCAUCCAUAAACCAGAAUUUCUUGUAAAGAACAUGUUCUCCUGAAUCAUUUAGUCUAUUUUAAUCAAGCUUCACAGGAAUGUUCCUUGUGUUGUAUUCUUUCAUAUUCCUUUGAAUCCAGGUCACCCAUGCAGACUUCUGGUUGCAGUGGCAACCAAAAGGAAAAACUCAAAACAUUGUGUCCUUAGAAUUCUUCAAUACAUGCUGUUUCGUUAAAAACCAUUGUCUCCAGCAGGUGGGACUAGUUCUCCCUAUGUUGCUGUGUGGAAAAUUUUGAACAUUUUCUGCUCUGAAAAUGCUUGCGUGAUUUCUAAAUAAUUUCUCAGCAAUUUUCUAAGGGUGACAUUUAAAAAAAUUCUUUCAAAUUAUUCUUUUUUUGUUGUCAUUUAUGGCCUCCAGGGGGGCAGAGAUAGUUUUCCCUUUAUAGUUUUAUGGAAAAUCUCAUCUGACCGGUUUCAGAUGAGUCUUUUUGGCCUAUUUGGCUGUCUUGUGUUGAGUUAUUAGCAAAUCUUGAAAUAGAUAUAAAAAGUUUUUUGAUUCAAAUUAAAUCACUAGGCUAUGCUGGAAAAUAAAAGCACAGGGACCUCUCUAUGGCAAAAUAGGAUGCUUAGAACAAGUGUUCUAUUUAGUAUUCUAAUAUGCUCGUCUCUGUUAAAAAACGCUUCUUCUAGAAUGACGUCACAUUAACGUGUGGUGACGUCAAAGUUUUUGUUACGACCAAGAAAGAGUGCUACUAUAUUUUAUCUCCUGUUUUAGAUUAAAGGCAUAUUAGAAUUGAAACGAUUUAUAGCAAAAUUGUGUUUUAACACUAUACACUCUGGCGGUAAUACGUCGGUGCGGUCUCGCGAAAUUAUUGCGCCCGACGUAUAACAGCCAUUUGUGCAUAAAUAGUGUUCUAGCACUCUUUUGCUAUAAACUAUUUCUGAAACACAUUGUUGACGUAUUCAUUUAUCAUAUUUUCGAAUAUCGGGUUUGAGACUUGGUUUAUCUAAGUGGUCGGAGUUUAGUCGUACUGAAUCGCAUGCAUUCAGAACUGCCGAUAGGGUUUAAACAUGCUGUUCAAAGUAGGUAAAGGGAAUCACUAAGAUGCUUCAUUGCUGUAUUUUCUGUCAAGACUGAAGACUCGAGCCUAGUUCUAAGCACAAAAGAUCAUCGGUGGAACUUGGCACUGAAGUGUUCUAAUCAUGCAAGAAUGAUAAAAUGUAUGGAAAUGAAUAAGUCCCAAAUACACUACUUAAAUAUUUUCCAAAAAGAUAAACACGAUGAAAGUGAGUCAUCUUUAUUUUAGUAAGCAAAUUGACAAAUACAAAAAAAAACCAGUACAGAAAUAAUACUGAAAAAAAUAAACAAGCAUGUGAGAGUAUUCUUUUCACAAAUAAAUAAACGCUGUUAAAUUAAGUUGUACUUUUCGGAAUCAUUUACACGAACAAUAUACAUAUAUGCUUAAUUCAUUUAAAACUUUGCAGUGUGAAAAAUAUUGAUUUAAAUUCAACAUAUGAAUUAAAAAAACAUACACACUGAGACACAGUCUCGACAAAAAUAUUUAAAAAAAACCAUUUGUUUCACCAAUAUAUGCUUAGAAAUGAAGUAAAUAUUAGUUAUAUUGUAUAUAUGGAAGAGGUCAGCUUGUGUUUCUGUAAAUAUGUGUCAACAGUCAAAGGCGCAAGUGGAAAGGUUCUGUGUUGUCUGUAAGCCUGUCAACAAAUGGGUUAACUUACUGACACCCAACAUCCUCUGAAAUCUUUGUGAAACUCACAUAAUGUAUGACCUAACUUUCUUACAAAGCACUUGAGUUAUGUAAUAUCACAUUAACAUUAUAUCAGCCGCAACUCUGGAGCAACCACAGUGUUAAUGAAACUAAAAUGGUAUGUGCAUUUUCAUAGGGUCUCCUGCGUGUAAAACUUCUUCAGUACAAGUUACACCCCCUGAACAGGACGACACUGCUAUACUUUGCAUGACUCGUGUAAAACUUCUUCAGUACAAGUUACACCCCCUGAACAGGACGACACUGCUAUACUUUGCAUGACUUUCGUGUAAAACUUCUUCAGUACAAGUUACACCCCCUGAACAGGACGACACUGCUAUACUUUGCAUGACUUUC
This is a messenger RNA of Mercenaria mercenaria, 5478 nucleotides long. RefSeq names its product nucleolar MIF4G domain-containing protein 1 homolog. The record is from RefSeq and is a predicted model, not a curated record. The transcript is spliced from 14 exons. The coding region runs from base 119 to 3013 and encodes 964 amino acids. Gene Ontology annotation, molecular function: RNA binding; protein binding. Gene Ontology annotation, cellular component: nucleolus. NCBI's taxonomy places the organism in Eukaryota, Metazoa, Mollusca, Bivalvia, Venerida, Veneridae. Gene Ontology annotation, biological process: ribosomal small subunit biogenesis.